Molecule: messenger RNA, 1371 nt
Organism: Aspergillus ibericus CBS 121593
Lineage: Eukaryota; Fungi; Ascomycota; Eurotiomycetes; Eurotiales; Aspergillaceae
Product: Brix domain-containing protein
Exons: 2
Coding region: 1-1371 (456 amino acids)
Biological process (GO): rRNA processing; ribosomal large subunit assembly
Cellular component (GO): preribosome, large subunit precursor
Molecular function (GO): rRNA binding
Source: RefSeq, a predicted model, not a curated record
AUGGCCAAGGCACGUACCAAGAAGCGCACUCAUCUGCGCGCGCAAAAUGCCACGGCUGCUGCCAAAGGCGGCGCCGCAUCUAUGAGCAAAACCCCCAAGUCGAUGGUUAUCCGUGUUGGGGCUUCACAGGUUGGUUCUAGUGUGAGCCAGUUGGUUAAGGAUGUGCGGACUAUGUUGGAGCCGGACACGGCCGUGAGACUGAAGGAACGCAAAUCUAACAGAUUGAGGGAUUACACAACUAUGACUGGCCCCCUUGGUGUCACACAUCUUCUUCUCUUCUCGAAGUCAGCGACCGGAAACACGAACUUGCGCCUGGCGCUUACGCCCCGGGGUCCGACAUUGCACUUCCAGGUGGAAAACUACUCCCUAUGCCGAGAUGUUGAGAAAGCAUUGAAGCGCCCGAGAGGCGGCGGUCAGGACCACAAGACUCCUCCUUUGCUGGUCAUGAACAACUUCAACUCCCCUAAUGCCACUGAGGACUCCAAGGUGCCUAAGCGUCUGGAGAGUCUCACGACGACUAUCUUCCAAUCCCUCUUCCCCCCGAUCAACCCUCAAGUCACUCCUCUCACCUCCAUCCGCCGUGUCAUGCUCCUGAACCGUGAACUCGCCCCCGAAGGCGAGGAAGAAGAGUCUUAUAUCCUGAACCUCCGUCAUUAUGCCAUUACGACGAAGAAGACGGGUGUUUCGAAACGCAUUCGUCGUCUUGAUCCAAAGGAAAUCCGCACCCGGGAGAAGAAGGGAGCUGCUGUGCCCAACCUGGGUAAGCUGGAGGAUGCAGCAGAUUACCUGCUGGACCCGUCCGCUGCUGGCUACACCUCUGCUAGUGAAACAGAAAUGGACACCGAUGCGGAGGUCGAGGUGGCGGAGAGCACUACGAGAAAGGUCCUGUCGAAGCGUGAACUGCAGCGUAUGAAGGCCGGCGAGAAGGAGAAGGCGCAGAAGAAGCUGAGCAACGCUCCGGAGGUCGAGAAGCGGGCGGUCAAGCUGGUUGAACUGGGCCCUCGCCUGAAGCUUCGCCUGCUCAAGGUUGAAGAAGGCCUCUGCGAAGGCCGGGUGAUGUGGCACGAUUUCAUCAAGAAGUCCGAGGAUGAUGUCAAGAAAUUGGACAAGAACUGGGACCAGAAGAAGAAGGAGAAGGAACAGAGGAAGAAGCAGCAAAAGGAGAACAUUGAGAAGAAGAAGCAAGCAAAGGCUCAAGCCAAGGCCGAAGGAAAGGAGGUGGAAGAUGACGACGACGAGGAUGAUGUUGAUAUGGACGAUGAUGAGUGGCUCAGUGACGAUUUCGAUGAAGAUGAGAAUGCGGAGCAGGAGGAUGAAAGCGAGGAGGAAGACGAGGGUGAGGGUGAGGACGAGGACGAAAUGGAGGAGUAA